This is a messenger RNA of Abrus precatorius (Indian licorice), 381 nucleotides long. RefSeq names its product auxin-responsive protein SAUR78-like. Gene Ontology annotation, biological process: response to auxin. Bases 1 to 381 code for a protein of 126 amino acids. Lineage: Eukaryota; Viridiplantae; Streptophyta; Magnoliopsida; Fabales; Fabaceae. The transcript has a single exon. The record is from RefSeq and is a predicted model, not a curated record.
AUGAAGAAGAUCAAUCUAAUACUGAGAAAGUGCAAGAGUUUGUCAAGGCAACUAGGAAGAUCUUCAUCGUAUAGCAGCCUGAGGUCUAAAUCAACUAAGGAAGACAUUUGGGGUGGACAUGGCAUGCAAGAAGAUGAACAUUGUGAAACUAUAUUUGUUGGAAGCACAAGGAAACGGUAUGUGAUCAGCUCCAAGUAUCUGAACCAUCCUCUUCUUAAUGCUCUAAUCAACAAGUCAAAGCAAAAGGGUUGCGAUGAAAAUGUGGUGGUCGUCAACUGUGAGGUGGUUCUCUUUGAUCAUCUAUUGUGGAUGCUAGAAAAUGCAGAUCCAAAGUUUAGUUCUGACUCUUUGGAGGAAUUGGCUGAACUCUAUGUGUUUUAA